Nymphaea colorata (pocket water lily) is the source of this 1454-nucleotide messenger RNA. RefSeq lists its product as uncharacterized. The record is from RefSeq and is a predicted model, not a curated record. The transcript is spliced from 4 exons. Lineage: Eukaryota; Viridiplantae; Streptophyta; Magnoliopsida; Nymphaeales; Nymphaeaceae. Bases 124 to 1107 code for a protein of 327 amino acids.
AUUGCACGCGGGGGCUGUCUCCUUGCUUUUUACGGGUGGCCGCCGGUGAAGGUCUUCGUCGUCCUAAGUGCCUUUGACGACUCCAAUAGUGUCAGUCUCGUUAAGGAAGCUAGGUCCAGCUUCAUGCUUUCGAAGAGCUUCGAAGUUAAAAAGGCAGAGCGAGACGUUGCUAGGAGACAAUCGCGAGCCAUGGCUUCCCCGCUUCAGCAUCGGUUCCACGACUGCCCUCUGCGACUGAUGGGAAUGUCGGAGACCAACGGGAUGGCGUCGAGUUGCCGUGCGUGCUGCAUCCCCUUCGGAUCGGGGAAACCCUUCUACGGUUGCUGCCGCUGCGGCUACUUCAUCCACCGCCCCUGCGCCAUCCUGUCGCCGUCGCUUGAGGGGCAGGAUCCGCACCCAAAGCACCCGCUCUGCCUUUCUGAUGCACCGGCUGCCAGCACUGACGCCUCCUGCGACAUAUGCGGGAAGACCGUCAUCGGAUUCAGGUACCGCUGCCAGAGUUGCAAGUUCAUCGCCCAUCCCUUGUGCUUGCAGUUGCAUCAGACGGCCCGCAUCCCCGGGCACCAGCACCUGCUGCGGCUAUCGUACCGCCCAGGUUUCAAGAGAAGCACCCACUGCGACGCUUGCGGCCUUCAGAUACACCGAGCCUGCUACAGCUGCAGCGCCAAAACCUGCGUCUUUGAUCUACACCCAUAUUGCAUAACUAAGCAACGGGUCUCCUCAGAAAGAAAAAAAGGUUACAGAAGAGCAAAGGCAAAGAAGGUCAUCAAACACGCCACGAAAACCGUCACAAAAGGCAUCAUUGGCAAGGUAUUGAUUGGCACCAUUGUUUUGGGUGUGACGGCGGCCUUUGAUUUGGAUUGUGAUGGUGAUGGUGAUGGUGAUGGUGAUGAUGUUGAUGAAGAAGUCGACGACAAUUUAGAUGUUGACGGUGACGAUCCCGUUGGCCCCGACGACGUCAAUGUCGACAUGGAUACUUUCUACGACCUCUCUGCUUGUGAUGGUACUGAUGAUAUUGCCCUACAGGAGGAGGCUAACAUGUUGCUUCUGUCACAUAUGGAAACGAUGGCCAUGGGCGAGCCAUCUUCUUCCUCUUGCUUCCCUUGAACCUGUAGCUUCGGCAGUAUCACGAAGGAACCCGACGUCUGCGUUUUCGUUUUGAGUAAGUUUCCAUGUGAUCGGUAGUGCUACUAUUCUCAUAUUAAUUAAUGAAGCCCAUCGUCGCCACUACAAAUAACCACAACUAGUUUGUGCGUAAUUUUCCUUUUCGUUUGAUUGUCCACACCUUCUGCUAGCACUGUUUUUUGUGAACCUGAAUUUCCUGCUUCUCAACUUGAGAUGUUCAACUUCUGAAUUUGGUUAUAGCGCCUGAAUGAACUUUGCUUAUCAUAAGCUGCAGACCCAGGCAGCCCCCUUAAAUGCAAUAUACUUUAUAAAUUUUCUUAUUAGGAGAA